Cercocebus atys (sooty mangabey) is the source of this 5973-nucleotide messenger RNA. RefSeq names its product membrane metallo-endopeptidase (gene MME). The record is from RefSeq and is a predicted model, not a curated record. The coding region runs from base 483 to 2735 and encodes 750 amino acids. Gene Ontology annotation, biological process: protein processing; amyloid-beta clearance. Gene Ontology annotation, cellular component: plasma membrane. Gene Ontology annotation, molecular function: metalloendopeptidase activity. Lineage: Eukaryota; Metazoa; Chordata; Mammalia; Primates; Cercopithecidae. The transcript has 24 exons.
UUGUAACUCACUUUUCUAUUUUUACUUUUCUUAACCGGAAGAUCUUUUCAUUAUCCCACCUCUUCAUCUUGCUUUUAACCUGAUUUCCUAUUAUAUAAUUUAUGCUUAAAUCUCACAAGGGUUGGUCGGUGCGGGGUUGGGAUGUCCUUUUGUAGAUGAAAGUUUAAGACUUCUUACUUAACUGGUUUCAAUCUAUUUGUAUUGUUUCAAAAUAAGGGUAAUUGCAACCAAAUAUCCCUCUUUAGCCUCUUGAUCAAGUCGAUUCCUCCCCCAUAUAUAAUUCGAAUUACAAUUUUAUUAAACUGAAAACUAGUACCUGACUUGCAGCGUCAACAUUGGAAACUGCUUAUCGGCAAAUCGACUGUAUGAAGGCGUGUAACUUCAUUCCCUGCCAUUUUUGUGGGUUCCAGCAAUUUAAAAAAUUGGUGCUGAACCAUUAAGAGCCCAGCUGCUUCAGUACGCAGUCUUAAAGAUUUUAGGUGAUGGGCAGAUCAGAAAGUCAGAUGGAUAUAACUGAUAUCAACACUCCAAAGCCAAAGAAGAAACAGCGAUGGACUCCGCUGGAGAUCAGCCUCUCGGUCCUUGUCCUGCUCCUCACCAUCAUAGCUGUGACAAUGAUCGCGCUCUAUGCAACCUACGAUGAUGGUAUUUGCAAGUCAUCGGACUGCAUAAAAUCAGCUGCUCGACUGAUCCAAAACAUGGAUGCCACCGCUGAGCCUUGUGCAGACUUUUUCAAAUAUGCCUGCGGAGGCUGGUUGAAACGCAAUGUCAUUCCUGAGACCAGCUCCCGUUACGGCAACUUUGACAUUUUAAGAGAUGAACUAGAAGUCGUUUUGAAAGAUGUCCUUCAAGAACCCAAAACUGAAGAUAUAGUAGCAGUGCAGAAAGCAAAAACAUUGUACAGGUCUUGUAUAAAUGAAUCUGCUAUUGAUAGCAGAGGUGGAGAACCUCUUCUGAAACUGUUACCAGAUAUAUAUGGGUGGCCAGUAGCAACAGAAAACUGGGAGCAAAAAUAUGGUGCUUCUUGGACAGCUGAAAAAGCUAUUGCACAACUGAAUUCUAAAUAUGGGAAAAAAGUCCUUAUUAAUUUGUUUGUUGGCACUGAUGAUAAGAAUUCUGUGAAUCAUGUAAUUCAUAUUGACCAACCUCGACUUGGCCUCCCUUCUAGAGAUUACUAUGAAUGCACUGGAAUCUAUAAAGAGGCUUGUACAGCAUAUGUGGAUUUUAUGAUUUCUGUGGCCAGAUUGAUUCGUCAGGAAGAAAGAUUGCCCAUCGAUGAAAACCAGCUUGCUUUGGAAAUGAAUAAAGUUAUGGAAUUGGAAAAAGAAAUUGCCAAUGCUACGGCUAAACCUGAAGAUCGAAAUGAUCCGAUGCUUCUUUAUAACAAGAUGACAUUGGCCCAGCUCCAAAGUAACUUUUCAUUAGAGAUCAAUGGGAAGCCAUUCAGCUGGUUAAAUUUCACAAAUGAAAUCAUGUCAACUGUGAAUAUUAGUAUUACAAAUGAGGAAGAUGUGGUUGUUUAUGCUCCAGAAUAUUUAACCAAACUUAAGCCCAUUCUUACCAAAUAUUCUGCCAGAGAUCUUCAAAAUUUAAUGUCCUGGAGAUUCAUAAUGGAUCUUGUAAGCAGCCUCAGCCGAACCUACAAGGAGUCCAGAAAUGCUUUCCGCAAGGCCCUUUAUGGUACAACCUCAGAAACAGCAACUUGGAGACGUUGUGCAAACUAUGUCAAUGGGAAUAUGGAAAAUGCUGUGGGGAGGCUUUAUGUGGAAGCAGCAUUUGCUGGAGAGAGUAAACACGUGGUUGAGGAUUUGAUUGCACAGAUCCGAGAAGUUUUUAUUCAGACUUUAGAUGAUCUCACUUGGAUGGAUGCUGAGACCAAAAAGAGAGCUGAAGAAAAGGCCUUAGCAAUUAAAGAAAGGAUCGGCUAUCCUGAUGACAUUGUUUCAAAUGAUAACAAACUGAAUAAUGAGUACCUCGAGUUGAACUACAAAGAAGAUGAAUACUUCGAGAACAUAAUUCAAAAUCUGAAAUUCAGCCAAAGUAAACAACUAAAGAAGCUCCGGGAAAAGGUGGACAAAGACGAGUGGAUAAGUGGAGCAGCUGUAGUCAAUGCAUUUUACUCUUCAGGAAGAAAUCAGAUAGUCUUCCCAGCUGGCAUUCUGCAGCCCCCCUUCUUUAGUGCCCAGCAGUCCAACUCAUUGAACUAUGGGGGCAUCGGCAUGGUCAUAGGACACGAAAUCACCCAUGGCUUUGAUGACAAUGGCAGAAACUUUAACAAAGAUGGAGACCUCGUUGACUGGUGGACUCAACAGUCUGCAAGUAACUUUAAGGAGCAAUCCCAGUGCAUGGUGUAUCAGUAUGGAAACUUUUCCUGGGACCUGGCAGGUGGACAGCACCUCAAUGGAAUUAAUACACUGGGAGAAAACAUUGCUGAUAAUGGAGGUAUUGGUCAAGCAUACAGAGCCUAUCAGAAUUAUGUUAAAAAGAAUGGUGAAGAAAAAUUACUUCCUGGACUUGACCUAAAUCACAAACAACUAUUCUUCUUGAACUUUGCACAGGUGUGGUGUGGAACCUAUAGGCCAGAGUAUGCAGUCAACUCCAUUAAAACAGAUGUGCACAGUCCAGGCAAUUUCAGGAUUAUUGGGACUUUGCAGAACUCUGCAGAGUUUUCAGAAGCCUUUCACUGCCGCAAGAAUUCCUACAUGAAUCCAGAAAAGAAAUGCCGGGUUUGGUGAUCUUCAAAAGAAGCAGUGCAGCCCUCGGCUAGACUUGCCAACACCACAGAAAUGGAGAACUCUCUAACUGAGAGCAAAUGGGCCCUAGGGGUCACUGUACUGACUCGGGGUGAUUAACAGAGAGGGGAGCAUCACAAUACAAAUCACAUUAGGUUGUUCUAGAAAGGGUGUGGAGGGAGGAAGAGGGUCUGAGGUCUGUCAAGUCAAUCACUUCUCACUGUGUAAAUAAUGCUUAAUUUCUAAAGAUAAUAUUACUGUUUAUUUCUGUUUCUCAUAUGGUCUACCAAUUUGCUGAUGUCCCUAGAAAACAAUGCAGAACCUUUGAGGUAGACCAGGAUUUCGAAUCCAAAGGGAAAAGAAGAUGUGGAAGAAUACAGUUAGGCACCAGAAGAACAGUAGGUGACACUAUAGUUUCAAGCACAUUGCCUAACUACUAGUUUUUACUUUUAUUUGCAACAUUUACAGUCCUUCAAAACCCUUCCAAAGAAUUCUUAUACACAUUGGGGCCUUGGAGCUUAUACAGUUUUAAACUCAUUUUUGCCAUACGUCAGUUAUUCAUUCUGUGAUCAUUUAUUUGAAGCACUCUUAGAGCAAAAAAUGAAUGUCUAAAAUUGUUUUUUGUUGUACCUGCUUUGACUGAUACUGAGAUUCUUAAGGCUUCCUGCAAUUUUCUAAGCAAUUUCUUGCUCUAUCUCUCAAAACUUGGUAUUUUUAAGAGAUUUAUAUAAAUGUAAAAAUAAUAAUUUUUAUAUUUAAUUAUUAACUACAUUUAUGAGUAACUAUUAUUACAGGUGAUCAAUGAAUAUUGAAGUUUCAGCUUAAAAUAAAUAGUUGUGAACCAGGAUCUGUAAAGUGAUAUGCAGAUGAAAAUUUGAGACUAUUUAAACUUAUAAAUCAUAUUGAUGAAAAGCUUGAAGCACAGACUUUAGGGUAAAAAUUGCCAUUGGACAGUUGUCUAGAGAUAUAUAUACUUGUGGUUUUCAAAUUGGACUUUCAAAACUAAAUCUGUCCCUUAGAGUAUGUCUGAUAAAAGGGCAAAUCUGCAUCUAUGUAGCUCUGCGUCUCCUGUCUUUUCAGGUUUGUCAUCAGAUGGAAAUAUUUUGAUAAUAAAUUGAAAUUGUGAACUCAUUACUCCCUAAGACUUUGUGACAGCUGUCUAACUUUAGAAGUGCAUUUCUGAAUUCUAGAAGUGACCUUCUAGAAUUCUAAGUCACGAAGAGUUCUGGAAAAGAACUGUUUAGUGUUUGAUAGGAAUUCAUCUUUUGAGGCUUCUAUUCCUCUCUUUUGCUGUUCUAUUGACUAUUUUAGUUUAUUACCAGAUUAAGAUUUUACAAAAGAGGUGCACUUCCAAAAUUCUUACUUUUCCUAACAAAAGAUGAAAGCAGGGCUUUUCUAUCUAAAUAAUGAGUAUUAGUUCCCUGCCUCUUGAAAAAUGCCCAUUUGCCUUUAAAAAAAAGUUACAGAAAUACUAUGACAUAGGUGUGUAAAUUGCAUAAAGCAUAAGUAUACAGUUCAAUAAACUUAACUUUAACUAAACAAUGACCCUGUAGCCAGCACCUGUAAGAAACCGAGCAGUACUAGCACUCUAGAAGCACCUCCUUGUCACUUUAUUUCUCCCAGAACGAUAACUAUCCUGACUUCUAAUAUUCACUAGCUUUGCCUGGUUUUGUCUUUUAUACAGAUAGAAUCAAUCAGUAUGUAUUCUUUCGUGCCUGGCUUCUUUCUCUCAGCCUUAACAUUUGUGAGAUUCCUCUGUAUUAUUGUGCUGAUUGUGGAUCUCAUUCUCAUUGCAGAAUAAUGUUCUAUUGUGAGACUUAUUACAAUUUGUUCGUCCUAUUGUUGAUGGGCACUUCAGAACUUUCCAGUUUGGCGCUAUUACAAAUAGUGCAACUAUGAAUGUACUGCUUGUUACCAUCUUACUUGAGCCUUCAAUGGACUUAUUUCUUCAAGUCCUUCCAAAUAGUAUUAUAAGCAUUGAAAUUAUAGUUUCAGGCCAACUGUGGAUACCCUUACCCUUUCCUCCUUUAUCACAACCACCAUGAUAAUGGGUAAUUUCAAGUAUACUUAUAUCUAUAUUUCCUUAAAGUAAAUUUAAAACUUACCUAAGUGAUAUUUGUAGUUGAAGUAAUAGGAGCUCCCAGCUCUAAUAAAACAGCUAUCUCUUAACUUAUUUUAUUUCCAUCAUGUCAGAGCAGGUGAAGAGACAGAAGUGAAGAGUGACUAGUACAAAUCAUAAAAAGCCACUAGACUCUUCACUGUUAGCUUCUUAAAACAUCAGGCUCGCAUCCCUAUGGAGGAACAACUCUCCGGUGCCUGGAUCUCCUCUGUCUAUAAAUAUAAGAUUUUCUGGGCCUAAAGGAUAGAUCAAACUCAAAAUAGCAAUACCUCCCUAUCCCUAACACAUCCAGACAUCAUGAAUUUUACAUGGUACUCUUGUUGAAUUCUACAGGGCCUUCUGAUGUCUCUAAAACACUACCUAUUAUUUAGAGUUGUCACAUCAGAUAAGACAUAUCUCUAAUCCCAUCCAUAAAUCCAGUUCUACUGUGGCUGAGUUCUGGUCAAAGAAAGAAGGUUUAGAAGUUGAGACACAAAGGAUUGGGAGCUGAUGAAACUCACAAAUGACAGUAGGAAGAAGCUCUCAACAAUACCUGUUGGGAAGGAGUCUGCCUCCAUGCCAGUGUUCGAGUGGAUUGUAGGUGCAAAGUGGAAAGGAUGCUGUCCAAAGAAAACAGUCCUUGUUCCAGCCCUAUUCUGCCACUCCUGACAGGGUGACCUUGGGUAUUUGCUGUAUUCUUUUGGGCCUCUGCUUCUCUCACCUAAAAAACAAGAGAAUUAGAUUAUAUCAGUGGUUCUCAGCAAGAGAAGGAGUAUGUGUCCACUGCUGCCUUCCCAUGAAUCUGUCUCCCAGUUAUGAAUCAGUGGGCAGGAUAAUCUGAAAACUCCCAUUUAAGUGUCUGAGUCGAGUUAGACAAAAUUUUAGUCCAAAUAACAAGUACCAAAGUUUUAUCAAGUUUGGGUCUGUGCUGCUGUUACUAUUAACCAUUUAAGUGGGGCAAAACCUUGCUAAUUUUCUCAAAAGCAUUUAUCAUUCCUGUUGCCACAGAUGGAGUACUCAAACUAAAAGAUAUUUGUUACUUUGGAAAGAAGAAAGACUCUAUUCUCAAAGUUUGCUAAUCAGAAAUUUUUAUCAGUUUCAAGUCUCAAAAAUACAAAAUAAAAACAAACAUUUUUAAUACUA